Molecule: messenger RNA, 2736 nt
Organism: Heterobilharzia americana
Lineage: Eukaryota; Metazoa; Platyhelminthes; Trematoda; Strigeidida; Schistosomatidae
Source: the annotation of a GenBank genome assembly
AUGGACGUACCUACUUCGACACUUAUGCUUCGUGGACUGACGUCGUCAACUACCGAGCGCGAUGUUCGGCGUACGCUCGAUAAUGAGAGAGCGAAGUAUACUGACGUACGUCUUGUCCGUGACAAAAAGAGUGGUAGAUGGAUCGGAUUCGUUGAUUUUGUAUCAGUAAACGAUGCUAAGAUGUUUAUGCGAGACUGUCAGGGAGAAAUUGAAGUUCGCAAAACAAUAAUAAGACUCACUUAUAGCAAUUCCAAAGACAGACGUGAUGAAGAGUACGAUGACGCUUCUCCAACUAUAAUGUUACGUGGAAUUCCCUCUUCACUCGAUCACCGUGAUAUUCGAGAUGCUCUGGACGAUGCUCGUGUCAGCUACUUGGACGUACGUGUUAUAAAAGAUAAGGCAACAGGUAUAUCGAAGGGCUUCGGUUUUGUGGAUUUCGCUUCUGUCCAUGAAGCAAGGCGUUGGAUGGAUUAUCAAAAAGGCAUAUUUCGCGUCCGGCGUUACGAAAUACGACUAAUGUACAGCACUCCACGUAACCAGCUUGAUUCAUUGAUCCAUCAUUCAGGGGAUGCACCUGGUUUGCUUGGUCCUUCAAGCUUUAUGGUCCGUUCACCUGCUUUAUCAGAAGUUUCUACCGGAGACUGGAUAUGUUCAAGGUGUUCUAGUCACAACUUCAGAAGACGGGAUCAGUGCUACAAGUGUCAGUUACCGAGGUCUCAAGUACAAUCUCUAACGAAUUCAGUUGAUGGUGUUGAUCUAAUUGGUACAACUCCAUGCAAUACUCUUGUCCUGCGUUGUUUGGAUGCACUAACUACUGAAGAGGACAUUUGUCAGGUUUUUCAGGAUAUAGCUGAUGUGAAAGUUCGCCAGUGUCAUGUAAUGAGAGACGAAGUGACACAUGCUUCUAGAUGUUUUGCGUUUGCAGAACUUCCCACGGUAGCCGAUGCGUACAAAGUCAUGGAUAUUGUGAACAAGGAGUUCAAGCUUUUCGAGGUUGGAGGAAAAGCAGUUACUGUCUCCUAUGCAAAAAAUACCUUCAACACUAUUAUGGCAACGCUUAAAACCGAGGGGUCUUAUAAUGCACAGUUGAAUAGUAGUCGUAACUUGGCUUUAGACUUGGCCCAUGCUGCUAUGGCAGCGCAAAAUAAUAAUAUAUCACCUGAUACUGUGGCAAUGAAUGCAGUUGCCGCAUCAGCAUUACUUAGCCAGACUUCAAAUAAUGGGGCUGCUGUCGCUCAGGCAGCUAUACAACAAAAGCAGACAGAACAACAUGUUUUAUCGGCUCUCACAAAAUCUCUGCGUAAUCAUGCAGAGCACACAGUCUCAUCUAGCUAUGUACCUUCUAUGGCGGCUCUUGCUGCAUCUGGUCAACAGCUUCCACCUCCAUCGUUCCCUUUUAAUGCUGCAACAGCAACAUCUACAACAUAUCCAUUUCCGGACACGUCCAAGUAUAUAUAUGAUGAGUCCACUCGAUUUUAUUAUGACCCUGUAACCGGAUUAAUGUAUGAACCAAACUCUAAGUAUUUUUACGACCGUGCAAGUCAGCAAUAUUAUUACUGGGAUCAGACGAAAAGUACAUAUCUUCCAGUGCCACAGUCAAAUUCACAAUCCAAUACAGUUGAUACUGCGGCUUCUGAUUCACAAACUGAUGUCCUGGACACUUCCAAAAACAAAGAUGAUCGUGGUAAAACUGCCCAGCAAAUAGCAAGAGAGAUGGAAAAGUGGGCUAAAAAAAUGAAUGCUCAGAAAAAAACAUCAUCUAGUACCACGCAGCGCACUGAUGUGACAGUAUCCGAGGCUAGUAAAACAGCAGAUACGGGUUACGCCAUUUUGGAGGCAUCUACUAACAGUGCACUAGGCAGCGAUUCUCGAACACCUGAAUCUGCCAGCUUAGUCGCUGAAUAUGGUGGUGUUGAAGACAGCGAUGACUCAGGCCAGGAUGAGUCACAUGGCGACCGACAAGAUUCGCUCCUAUCAUUGAAUUCUGAAGCUGAAGCAAAAGUGGCGGAAGAGGAAAGCAACUUUUAUGUCGGUUUUGGCAAUUUUACAUACAGGGCUUUGGAUUGGGCUAAACUAGCAUGCAUGCUAUGCUCUCGGGGUUUCAAAGAUGCUGCAACACUUCAAAAACAUAGAGCAUUUUCGGCUCUACAUUACGAGAACCUGAAUAAACUCCGUGCAAAAUAUGGAUUACCUUCUAUUCCUGCUCCAACUCCAGCUCAAAAUCCAGAAGCGUCAUCUAAUCCAAACCAACCUAAAAAUUCACUUUCGAUAGCAUCACUAAUGCAGAUAGGUGCUCAAGCAGCCAGUAAUCAUGCGAAAUCAGUAGCGUCCAGACAAGUUUCUGGUCGACCAAGUGCAUCAGGACAAUAUCGAGACAGAGCUAAGGAGCGUCGUGAAAAGUAUGGUAUUCCAUCACCUCCUAGGAUGAAGUCUGUUGAAGAUCAAGUAUCAACUGCGCAAUUAGAUCAAGAUUCAUUCGUUCCUCCACUUCCACCUAUGCCACCUCCACCUCAGUCUGCCCCAAACGUGGGCAGUCGUCUCAUGGAAAAGAUGGGUUGGCAGGCUGGACAGGGUCUCGGUCGAAGCAAUCAAGGCCGAACUCAGAUAAUUGAAGCUGAAUUUAGAGAGGCUGGCGUCGGCUUAGGGAUCAAAACGUCUAAACGUGGUCCUCAGUCAGACAAUUAUAAAGACAACGUCAAAAGGGCAAUGUUUGCCCGGUUCCACGAGUUGGAAUAA